This is a messenger RNA of Odontomachus brunneus, 1392 nucleotides long. RefSeq lists its product as uncharacterized. Gene Ontology annotation, cellular component: nucleus. The record is from RefSeq and is a predicted model, not a curated record. The transcript has 3 exons. NCBI's taxonomy places the organism in Eukaryota, Metazoa, Arthropoda, Insecta, Hymenoptera, Formicidae. The coding region runs from base 1 to 1323 and encodes 440 amino acids.
AUGAGUCUCGUAGCGUACGACAGCAGUGACGAAGGCUCCGAAAACGAAGAGAAUGAAUCUGCAGGAACAAUUUUCGCAAACAAUAACAAUGACACAAUAGGCGCUAUAACAGUACCAACGAUCGUGAAGUUGUCUUUACCCGCUCCUAAAGUGAUUUCAGAAAACCCUAAUGAUGAAAAGGAAGAAGACGAUAAUACAGAGAGCUUUAAGAAAUUUCUCGAUAUGCUACCAAAACCGAAGAAUCAAGAUUCAGCAGAAAAUGCUGAAGAAGAUGAUAAUAUUCUUUUAAAGAAGGAGACACACAUAAGGGAUCAUGUUAUAAAGCCAGCUAAGAAACAGACAGUGAAAAUAACAGUGCCUUCCUUAUCAAAGUUUAAGGACCUCCAGGAGGAGAGUGAACAAAAGCCAAUGAUGAUUAUACAACCAUCAGAAACAGGUUGUAAACUCUUUUCCAUCUUGGUACCACCAAAAGAAGAAACUGCAAGCAACAAGAAAAUUCUGAUACCCCAAUCUGUUAAGACAUGCAUGACAAGAACGAAUAUUCAUCAGACAAAGACACUAAAAGAAUUUGAUACGAGUAGGGUAAAUAAUUCUAAGGCAGAAAAAACAGCUGUGAAUAAAUCACACAAUGAGAUAAAUUCAGAUGAUGAAGAAGAGGGAGCAGAUUUUUUUGGACUAACUUCAAGCAAAAAUGUGUCAGAUAAUUCAACUAUGGGAUUGUCAGAUCUAGAGCUGCGUUCUAAUGAUUUCACUGGCAAAAUGAGUGAUGAAGACACCAAACUCACAAAGCAUGUGGAAAAUAAUACAACACAUGACUCUUUCUCCACUAGUUCCAUUACUUUGAUAAAUGACCAGUCAAGUAGUUCAAAUAAAACAUUGACAAGCAAUAUUAUGAAUUUAUCUAAAGAAGAAAUUAUAUUGAAAAAUAAAGCAGAGGUCGGCCCAAAGCUACCUGUUCCUGAACAAGAAUAUAACAUUGAUACAGAAGGUAACAUAGCUUUCGACGAAAAGGCCAUUGAAUACCUCUGUGGAAAGCGAGGUGUCAAACGCAAAGAUAGAGAAAUCGACGAAGUAAAUAUAAUCGAGAUAAACGGGGAAGAUAUCAAGCCAGAUGAAAGAGAGUGGUUGGUGAAAGCGUUAACAGAGGAAUCUGUACAAAGGCCAACUUCUAUGCAGAGCUGUAGUGUUAAUUCUCAGUCCAAGAAGAAGCAUCAAAUUACAUAUUUAGCACAUCAAGCUAAAGCCAUGGAACUAGAACUAAAAAAUCAGUGGUCACAAAACAGAAUGGCACGGAAACAAGCAAAAUCGAAAUAUGGCUUUUAAAAUCAGAUAUAUAUAUAUAUAUAUAUAUAUAUAUAUAUAUAUAUAUAUAUAUAUAUAUAUAUAUAUAUA